AAAAAAAGCCUAGCCAGUUAUGACCCAAACUGUUAACAGCAAAGAUUAACUCACUACGCAUAACUAAUAUUAUUAUGAUAUACCUUUAUUAUCACUACGGAUAAUUAAUAAUAAUAUUAUAAUAUAGCUAUGUUAGCAGCAAGGACUAACUCACUACGGAUAAUUAAUAACAAAAUUGUUAUGAUACAUUCGUGUCUUUUUAGUGAAACUAAGUCAAUAAAAUGAAGAAUCCAUUUGCAAGACGAUUUUUUUUAACUACGUUACUCUUGGUCAUGCGGACAGCAGUAAUAAAUGCAGAAAUCAAUACCACUCUAGUCAUUGAUACAGGGGAAAGUAAAACCAACUUGCUAUCCACCUCAAAUUCUAUUUCAGACAUUCAAACUACACCAACAAUUAAAAAAACUGAUACCCUAUUAACAAUAGAAACUACACUAACUACACAACCUACAUCAACUUUACUAGCUAUACAACCUACAACAACUUUACUAACUACACAACCUACUACAACAUUACUUAAUACACAACCUACAACAACUUUAUUAACUAUACAACCCACAACAACUUCACAACCUACAACAAGUUUACUAGCUACACAACCUACAACAACUUUACAACCUACAACAACUUUAUUAACUACACAUCCUACAAUAACUUUACAACCUACAAUAACUUUACUAACUACACAACCUACAACAACUUUACUAGCUACACAACUUACAACAACUUUACUAACUACACAACCUACAACAACUUUACAACCUACAACAACAUUACUAACUACACAACCUACAACAACCUUACUAACUACAACAACUGUACUAACUACACAACCUACAACAACUUUACAACCUACAACAACUGUACUAACUACACAACCUACAACAACUUUACAACCUACAACAACUUUACUAGCUACACAACCUACGACAGCUUUACAACAUACAACUACUUUACUAACUACACAACCUACAACAACUUUACUAACUACACAACCUACAACAACUUUACUAACUACACAACCUACAACAACUUUACAACCUACAACUACUUUACUAGCUACACAACCUACGACAACUUUACAACCUACAACUACUUUACUAGCUACACAACCUACAACAACCUUACAACCAACAACAACUUUACUAGCUACACAACCUACAACAACUUUACAACCAACAACAACUUUACAAGCUACACAACCUACAACAACUUUACAACCAACAACAACUUUACUAACUACACAACCUACAACAACUUUACAACCUACAACUACUUUGCUAGCUACACAACAUACGACAACUUUACAACCUACAACUACUUUACUAACUACACAACCUACAACAACUUUACAACCAACAACAACUUUACUAGCUACACAACCUACAACAACUUUACAACCAACAACAACUUUACAAGCUACACAACCUACAACAACUUUACAACCAACAACAACUUUACUAACUACACAACCUACAACAACUUUACAACCAACAACAACUUUACUAGCUACACAUCCUACAACAACCUUACAACCUACAACUACUUUACUAGCUACACAACCUACGACAACUUUACAACCUACAACUACUUUAAUAACUACACAACCUACAACAACUUUACUAACUACACAACCUACAACAAUUUUACUAACUACACAACCUACAACAACUUUACAACCUACAACUACUUUACUAGCUUCACAACCUACGACAACUUUACAACCUACAACUACUUUACUAGCUACACAACCUACAACAACUUUACAACCAACAACAACUUUACUAGCUACACAACCUACGACAACUUUACAACCAACAACAACUUUACUAGCUACACAACCUACAACAACUUUACAACCAACAACAACUUUACUAGCUACACAACCUACAACAACUUUACAACCAACAACAACUUUACUAGCUACACAACCUACGACAACUUUACAACCUACAACUACUUUACUAGCUACACAAGCUACGACAUUUUUACAACCUACAACUACUUUAAUAACUACACAACCUACAACAACUUUACUAACUACACAACCUACAACAAUUUUACUAACUACACAACCUACAACAACUUUACUAACUACACAACCUACAACAAUUUUACUAACUACACAACCUACAACAACUUUACAACCAACAACAACUUUACUAGCUACACAACCUACGACAACUUUACAACCUACAACUACUUUACUAACUACACAACUUACAACAACUGUACAACCUACAACAACUUUACUAACUACACAAUCUUCAACAACUUUACAACCUACAGCAACUUUACUAACUACACAGCCAACAACAGCUUUACCAACUACACAACCUCCAUUAACUAUACAAACUACGCAAUCUACACCGACCAUAACUAUAAUUAAACUACCAAAUACAACAACAUCCUUAUCUAGUACAUUAAUAGCAUCAACUGGAUUACCUGCAAUGGAUAUCACUACGUCGUCUACAGUGGCUACUUCAAAACUAAGCACAUCGAUUUUACCGAUAGCCACAACAACAAUACAAGUUAAAGAGGAUAGUACAAAGGAAAUAAAUUUCGCAACCAGUACGAUUGAGACAAACUUUACUAUCAAAUUUAAUCAAAAUUUUACUAAAGAGUUGAGCGAUAAAACCUCCGAGGAAUUUAAAAGAACUGCUGCUAACUAUAGUAACCUGCUACGAGAACCAUUCAGUCAUUUGCCCAAUUUUGAUCACAUAGAGAUCGUUCAGUUCACGCCUGGAAGCAUCAAUGUGGAGUCCCAAGUAAAAAUGCAUGUGUUCAACUCUACAAAGAUAAUUAACGAAUCUCAAAUUAAGGCGAGCCUUGAAGAUAUCAAGAACAAGAUUAUGAUACUGCCCGGUGUAAACAAGACUUAUUUACGGGACCACUUCGACGACCAGAUAAAAGCAGCUGUACAUGUCGUAAGUCGAGUGGUAAGUAAUCCGUGCCUGGCUACAAAUAUAUGUUCAACCUAUUCCACAUGUGACCAGACUGAAGAUGGAAGUACUCACUGCAGACCUAAAGUUAAAAAUGAAGGCCUUCUCACUUCUGAUGAGAUCAUUGGAAUAGCUGUUGGUGCCAGUGUAGGCGUUAUUCUUACAGGGGCCAUAAUCGUGCUGCUUGUAAUACGGUUUAAAAAAAGACGUUUCGAAAAAUCCAAUUCAAGUGAAACAGACAGUGAAGAGCCUGGUGAAUCUCUGAGCGGAAGGAUACUGGCCACUGAAUCAACAGUUUUGUCCAUCCCUCGACCUAAGCUCAUCAACUCAAGCAGAGCUCAUCCUAAUGACCUUGAUGCUAGAAACAGCUACCCCUUAGAGCAGAUCAGCGGCCAACAACAAGUACGCAAAAACUGGAGGCGGAAAUCUUCGUCUUGGGACAUCGGUCACUUCCUGCCAGUAGACGAGAAAGGAACACGCCAGGUUCCGUUGGCUUUUAGCGGAGGGUCAAGUUGGACUAAGGAUCGUGCAACUUAAUCAUAAUAAUCAUAAUAAUCUCAUUUAUAGAGCGCUGUUAACAAGCAUGAUAUCGGCUCAAGGCACUGUGAUAACAUGACAAACAUAAACAGGAGAGCUACAAUAACAAACUAAUCUAAACAAGUUUUAAACCGAUAGGUCUUAAUGUUCUUUUUGCAUGUAUUGUAGCAUGUUGUCUGUCUGAGAUCAAUGUGGAGUGAGUUCCAAAGUUUCGUCCGUGUACUGAAAUAGCCCGCAGGCCGUAGCUUUUGGCGGAGAAACGUGGCAUCACUAGAAGCGUUGAGUCCAUAGAGUGCAGUGUUCUCUGGGGGACAUAUGGAGUGAUCAGUUCACUAAAGUACAAGGGCAUUUCUUAAUUGUAGAUGCACUGAUGACUGAUGGUGUUUAAAAAAAACUUAAGCUCUCGUCUUUAAAAAUGACUUCAAUCCCUUAACGCGUUACAGAGUUAUGUAUCAGUGAAAUGCCCCCGGUCACAUGAUUGCUCAGACUAGAAAUGAUGGAAUCAAAACCUCCAAAACAAUGACGCUCUGAGUCCGUUUGUUAGAUCUAAUUUUAUAUCUGUUAUCAUAGUGCCUGCCUAACUGUACAUGAUUUCAUUUUCACAAAUAUUUUUUUCUAAAUACUCAUGGCCGCUGCGACCUAAUGCACCUUGGGCCCAAUUUGGGAAACGGCCAAAUAGUUAUUUCCAAUCAUUAUUUUAAUUUUAAAAAUGGCUUAAUCAGGAGUUAGAGAUUCCUAUAUUGCCGUCUGUAAAAUUGUGCUGAUAUAUGUAUAGGAUAUAAAAAUGAAAACAUGUUUGGUGGUGAGUAUUAUGACUAAAGUGUUAAUAGCCUAUAAAACAAUUUUAAAAUCUUUUUUUCUUAAAUACCAUACUUGAUACAACAAUAAAUGCAUUAAGCGUAAAGUUUGCGUAAUAAAAUAUUUACUAUGAAGAAUGGUUGAAACCUUGUUCCAAUUUGCUGUCUAAACUAACUGAUUCUACGGAAGAAACACUCUGAUAUAAAUGGAAAUCAACUUUUUGAAGAAUCUAGAACAGCGGAAAGCUAUUUGAGAACUUAAAUGGGUCCUGUUGAGGUAAUUGAAUAUAUAUUUGUAGAAAUUAUUUGUUAGGAUGUGUGGUCGAAAGGCUAAGUACUCUUGAACCGGCUUGGCUUGGCUACCUAUGAAGGGGUCUCGAGGUUCGACAGUGUUGUGUUAUCUGAGCCAGUCUGAGCACGGAAGAACCUACUCCCACAUACUCCUACUGGUCCACAAAUGAGAUUUGGGCCAUAGCGCUCUAAGCAUGAAAGUAGCGCCAUAUAAAAACUAUAAAGUGAAGUAAGUUGUUGAAAUCGACUAACUGUACUGAUCAACGAACAACCAAUUUUAAAAUUGAAACUUUUUUUUUUAUUUUUCAAUUAUUUAAGAGCAACGAUAUUGCAAAGAGACAAUAAGCACAUUUUAUUUUUAAUUGCUAAUAACUAAUGUGCGUCACUCAUAGCAGGGAAGAAGAUUUUUUUUUAAUUUCAAUAAAAGAAUAAAAUAUUUCGUUGUUUUAUUUAUUAUGAAAAUGUGUUGAUGUUUUUUUUCAAUUAGAAAUAUUUAUAAAGGCAGUGUAUUCGAUUCCGAUGAUUAAGGUCAAAAUGGAUGCUUAAGGAAUUGGUCUUCGGAAAGCAAACCUUUUUAUUUCAUGCCUACUAAAUUCACAUGGAUAUCAGUGUGUGUGUUUCGAAUUUAACCAUGUAAAAAGUAGGGCGGAUGUGUUGGUUUUGUAGAGUUUCUGAUGUAACUUUUUAUUUCAUGCCUACUAAAUUCACAUGGAUAUCAGUGUGUGUGUUUCGAAUUUAACCAUGUAAAAAGUAGGGCGGAUGUGUUGGUUUUGUAGAGUUUCUGAUGUAACCACGCGUAGGUUUGGCGUAGUAGGUGACCGUGUGGCAAGCCACCCAGCAGAGAACGUGUGUAUUUGGUGAGUGAAAUUAUCAACUUAAAAUUGGUUUUGCAUAAAUGUAAAUUUAUAAAUAAAAGUUAUAUUCAAGGUU
Biomphalaria glabrata is the source of this 5494-nucleotide messenger RNA. RefSeq names its product mucin-2-like. The transcript has 8 exons. NCBI's taxonomy places the organism in Eukaryota, Metazoa, Mollusca, Gastropoda, Planorbidae. The coding region runs from base 222 to 3476 and encodes 1084 amino acids. The record is from RefSeq and is a predicted model, not a curated record.